CUUCUAAGGACUACCAGCUGGUGACCUUGUCCAGAGACCAGACUCUGAGGAUAUGGAGGCUGGAUCCACAGCUACAGAAGCUGUGUGCCAAUGACUUGGUCGAGGAUCUGAUGGAGGGGAUGAGCCUAACUGCAGAGUCAGAGAAGAGCCUUCCCUCUCAGGACCCUGAACCCACCAUACACAGCUCUGGCCUGCCAGCUGAGGACCUGCAGGACCAGGAUGGUGCUCUGACCUCCAGUGGUAGAGAUGACCCGUCUGCUCUGCCCCAGACCCUGCAACAGGAGUUCUCUCUGGUCAACCUGCAGAUCAGGAACGUCAACGUGGAGAUGGAUGCGGUGAACCGUAGCUGUGUGGUGUCGGCCCUGUUCGGGACCAACCAGGUCCACCUGGUGGUGAAGUUCCCUUCUCACUACCCCAACAACGCUGCUCCGUCCUUCCAGUUCAUCUCCCCUACCACCAUCCCCAUCGCCAUGAGGACCAAGAUACAGAAGAUCCUGACCGACACGUCACUGCAGAAGGUCAAGAGGAAUCAGAACUGCCUGGAACCGUGCGUCAGACAGCUGGUGUCCUGUCUAGAGUCGUACAUGACCCAGGAGGAUGGGAGUGCUGUCAACCCAUACGUCCUCUCUAACCCCGUGACCCCUGCUCUGCCAGCUUUCCCCCGGGUCACCAACACCUACGGCUCCUACCAGGACGCCAACAUCCCCUUCCCUCGUACCUCCGGGGCUCGCUUCUGUGGCACCGGCUGCCUGGUGUACUUCACCAGACCCAUCACCAUGCAUCGCUCUGUACCACCGACUGAACCCACACCCAGGUCCUUGUCGGCCCUGUCUGCGUACCACAGUGUUGUCCUGACUCCUAUGAAAAUGCGUAGUGAGUCUCAGAGCUCUCUGAGGCUGUACGGUGGAAGCCCCACCCACACUGACAAGGACCACGUCUCCAUAUCCUCAUUCUACUACAAAGAACGGAAGCCUCCUCAGUCUGGCCUUCGCCGCUGGUCCAUUCAUGACUGCCCGAAAUCUCGUCGGUUCAAGACAAAGCGUGAGGGAGCAGACUACGGUAACAGACCCAUAAAGCUGGCGGGGAAAGUCAUCAUCCAGGGGAUCUCCUGUCUGCUGCCCGUUCACAAAGCCCUGGGGGAGACAUACAUUCUGAAUGUGAAUGACAUACAGGACACGUGUCAGAAGAAUGCAGCAGCAGCUCUGGUGGUGGGGCGCAGAGACAUGGCUAAG
Molecule: messenger RNA, 1232 nt
Organism: Coregonus clupeaformis (lake whitefish)
Lineage: Eukaryota; Metazoa; Chordata; Actinopteri; Salmoniformes; Salmonidae
Product: GATOR complex protein WDR59-like
Exons: 10
Molecular function (GO): protein binding
Source: RefSeq, a predicted model, not a curated record